Fusarium odoratissimum NRRL 54006 is the source of this 5047-nucleotide messenger RNA. RefSeq lists its product as uncharacterized. The record is from RefSeq and is a predicted model, not a curated record. Gene Ontology annotation, biological process: positive regulation of transcription from RNA polymerase II promoter by glucose. Bases 350 to 1588 code for a protein of 412 amino acids. The transcript has a single exon. Gene Ontology annotation, molecular function: sequence-specific DNA binding. Lineage: Eukaryota; Fungi; Ascomycota; Sordariomycetes; Hypocreales; Nectriaceae. Gene Ontology annotation, cellular component: nucleus.
CGCUGGGCAGGGCACACGGUUGCUCAUGCUCAGAGUCACAGUCAGUCAGUCAGUCACACACUCAUAUACAUAACCUACUUAUCUCCCUCCCCUUCCCUGGAUGUUCUUUUCAUCAAACACAACAACACUACCAGAAGAACCACAAGAUUCGUACAAGAGUCUCUUGUCACAGUCCAGAUUAUCGCGCCAGCUCUGCCCUACAUAGCCAUAUACCAGCCAUUCAGCAACAACGUCUUGCAAGCUCUCCAUACACCAGGCUUCUGAAUAGGUACGUACCUUGUUCACCUUAGUCUGACGCAGUGCACCGACCGACCGCGGUGACUCGAGAGCGAGCCGGGCUCCAUUUCUCAUGACCGCAACUCUUUACCGCUCCCAUAGGGCAGCAGUACCUGGUUCUCGCUCUCGUUCUCUUCACAGAGAUCGCGUCGCAAAUUUUAUCUCUUUCUCAAGAUCAAAAUCGCUGACCAAAGUUUCCCAUUUUCAGACUUGCUCGUUCGGAAGCGCAUACAAUCAAGACCGAAACUCGGUAAACAUGGCUACAAUGGCAGCGGCUGCUCGUGAUAUCUCCCAGGCCUCCUUGAGCCGAGACAACUUAACUGCUGUAGCGGCUCGGAGUGUCCCUGCGACUGUGACACGAUCUCAACAACCCCUUCCUACUCCCCCCAACUCCAUCUCUCCCAACCUGCCGCCUCAUGGCCUCAAGGCGCAGCUCCAAAAGGCCAAGCUUGAGCCUAUUGACUCAGACCUGGACCUUCACGAGCCGUCGGAUCGACGACGUUCGAUCUCGCCUGGCCUUGAGGCUUCGGGUGCUAUCACUGGCUCUCUCCUCGCCAAAUACCACCUGCCAGAGAUCCUGCUCAACCAUGGUCCCUUGGCUAUCAGACACAUCAUGGGGUACCUGACCACUUCGGUACCCGGAUUCUCUGGAAUCCCCCCAACAAAGGCGCGGAGACUAGUCGUGGGAGCUUUGGAGGGACGAGGAGGAGAAGGAGGCGGACUGGAUGGAGAGGUGGAAUUUGAAAAGGUGGGAUGGGGCCGAUGGGAUGCUCGUAAGCGAGGACAGCCUUCUCGACACCGACAAGGAACUCCUCCUUCAUCCUACGGCGCGGGCAUCCCCAUCGGCAACAACGGCGGUAGGGGUCAGGACCGGCCCAGACUCAGCAUUGCGUCAAGCAACGGGGAUUCGGUGCAGUAUUCUCAUGAUGAUAACGACAUUUACAUGAUGGAGCAUGAGGCCGACAAGAUGUCCAUGGAUGGAUCUGGAUCCGCUUCGUGCUCCGAGGCUCCGGAUGAUGAUGUUGUUAUGAACGAUGAUCCUGAGGAUGCGACGGAUGACGAGGAUUGGGCUACCAUGGGGGCUGCUGCUCUUCGAGCCGAGUCUUACCCUAACCAGGCGGCAGCUCAGACAGACCAUGGCUUCCGAUCCUCUUCUGCAUAUGCACCAGGUGGACUUCGUUCGUUCUCUGCCAGCUCCGGCAUGGCUCGCCCACCUCAAACACUCAACAUCGACUUCUCGGCGUUGGCGGGCACCUCUGACGCACAGGAGCGGGAGGCCGUCGAGGCGCUCCUGCAGCUCGGUUCUGUAUAAUACCUCUCUGCAUGCACGGCGUUUUUUGGGCUUUCGAGAUUUCUGAAGGCGAUCGAUUCGGGGCAGGGGCUGGUUGGCUUAAGGAGAGGCCGUGUCGGCCCACACCAAUGACCGAGGCGGCGACCUCUGGAUCACUAUUGUUAUCACGAUGACACGGUUCUCUUAACGUUUUUCUUCGGGCUAUUCUCUUUCUUAAUAUGGGCUCGGUUUUUGGCGUCUUGGUACUCGGCGGCAUCUGUCUACAUGACAGGUGAAUCAUCGUCGGCUGUGGAAGGUCAGCAUACGGGCAAUAUUCCAAUGAUUGGGUGUCUCCCGAAACUUUUCGGUGCCCAGAGAUGGAAUAUUCUAAUACCCGGGUCUUAUUUCUUAUUAUUGAGGGGACACAAGUUGUCGAGGCGUUGCUUCCGUCACUUGAUAUUCCUGUCGCUCCAUGGGGGCUGUUCGAUUCUAGCCCCGAGGCGCAUACUUAUGCCGGGAGCUUUGGCUUCUGAGCGACACGACAACACCCUUGACGGGAAGGGCUGGUCUCCGAUGUUGAGUCGUCUCCUUGGGGUAUUUGUUUUACAAUACCCGGUCACCCUAGUUUUGGCUUUGCAUCAUUACCAGAUCCUACCACUUCAACACCAUGUGGAGGAUUAUGACGACGAUUAUCUUAUACCAUUAGUGGGCAGUUGCAGCCAGUUUUUUGGGCCUCGUUUUGCAACUUUCUCGAAUCUUUGUUUAAUCAACUUUUAUGGGCAUUUGAUGUGGGGAACGCAUCAUCAUCAACAACAGAUAGAGGAGGAAAGGGACAGAAAGGGGCAUCCUGGAUGGACCCUUAACACAACAUAUAGGGAUAUGAUAUCAUGGCUGGAACCAGUUGGGCUCGAACGCUACACGCUCGCCCUCGCGUCUUUUGUUUGCCGAGGGCACAAAGACUGAAAAAAGGAGUAAAAUCAUAUUGGAGCGAUGGAUUAGGUAGCUUCCUGAUCGUUAGUAUCUAAAGCCUCUUGAGCUUACCAAUGGAAGUUCUGAUCUUUCCUUUCCACAUGGAGUGUCUGUAGUAUUGCACGUGUGAGUGUUGAAGUUGACGUUAUGAAGAUGAGGGGUUUGGUCGGUCAAUGCCGAUGGGGAGUGUGGCGUCAAUCUCGAAAUCGGUUGGGAAAUUGUAUUGUGGUGUUGAGAAAUUGAAGAAACAAAGCAUGUGAUGAUACCCUCAUAGAAUGGCGAGAUCAGAGUUUAUAGAUAAGAAACUCGUGUUCAGCCAUUGCGUUUAUCAAUAAUGUUCCAUGUUGGAAAGGUUGAAGGAAACUAUAACGAAAGAGUUUUGCGGCGGAGAGAAGUGAAGUCAUUCGAUCGAUGGAGACAGUCAUAAUCUGCAGUCACGUGAAUGGUCAUGUUUUUGAGUAUAUUUCGUAAUCGCAAUACUGGUAGUGUAAUCAUCUUUUUAUGAGUAUGGUAUGUUGAUUCACAAUGAAGCAGCAAGCUGUAACAUGUCUUCUCUGUGUUCUCAAGCUUUUCUCUUAUUGACCUACUAUGACUGAGCAAGACGAAGUGUGCAGUAUGAUGAAUGGUAUCUCGUGUAAGUGGUGUUUACUCCAGAUCGGUAAUGUAUGGGUUUGUAGAAUAGAACACAGAUCCUUAAUUCUCAAAGCACAAUGAUAAUAGAGUCAACUACUACCCAAGCCUAUCAGACAUACACCAGUAGAAGAAACAACCCAACAAUCUAUGCCGACGCCAUGGAUAACGAGACAGGGGUUCGAUACAAUCAACAUUGCUGUUGCCUAAAGAAUUUCAUCAUCUGCAUCACGACUAAACAAUUCGUUCUGGAGGCCUCUUGCAUUCGUCGCUAUGUAUGGUAUGCACUUAUUCAGUGCAUACAGUUGAAAUAUUAUGAGCCAAUUUGAUUCUCGAAUUCGGUGGAGUUGAUAUCAGCUUAAUGCACCGAACAACACCAAGACCGCUCACCAGUCGGACUCUUUCCCUCAGUCACAAAGCAGUAUCAUCACGCCAAGGAAACAACAAGCGUUAACAGCCGGCAAUAGGAAAAUAGACGAUUAUCUUACUCUAUCCCGUCGCUGGCAUCUUGGCUUUGACAUGCGAUGGGGUGAUUAUCAAAGCACUUCUGAUCUUGGCUACAAAGCUUGAGCAGGCUUAUGUUCACAGGACAAGAACGAGAAGACCUCGGACAUUUCUUGGCCUGCACUGCCACCGUUUGUCGUCAUCACCAAGACCUUGGCAUCAAAAGGAUUGGGAUGCUCAAGUUCUGGGCAUUCUCUGGGCGCUCCCUUGGCUUUUGCUUGGCCUGAUAGUGGUGCUUGGCCUGGGGUAGUAGUUCGGGGAGAAGGGAAGCGUUCCUGCGGAGGAAGGAGGAGAAUAUAAUCUUCAGUGCGGGAUUUGUUGGAUGAUUGUUGAUGUAAUCUUGAUACUCGGUGGAGAGGACUGUGUAAGAGCGCUUGGAAGAUUGAACGAUAUUGAGUUCAUUGGAUGACGAUGAAAGAACGGCAAAACGUGCAAGUCUACGAGGCUGCAUCAUAUUUCCCUGGGCAUUUCACGGACGUAUCUUCAUCUCCGAUUCCCCAUUGCGGCAACGAUGGUUUUAGAUCCUCGGCGUUCUUAUUUUCCUCGGCGAGCCUAGAGGAACGAAAACAGGUUAUUUCAACGGCAAAUGAUGGAGAUGCUGCUGAGCGUUAUCAACUCCGUUGUUUACUAUGUUACUAUACAGUGCUGCAACUGGACAGAUUAAGAGAUCUCGGAUGGUUUGAGACGUGACAUCUUGUCAAUAAUGCAUGUCAAUAUGGAGAAUCAAUAUGGGGAAGCAUUGACUAUGCGACCCGACACGCAAACCGGUCAGAUGCUCAGGUAAAAAAAAAAAAAAACACGUGAUAACACGUUGUUCUGUUUAACGAAUUGGAGUUGAUUUUGAACAGUCUUACACUGUAACUUGUUAGCCACCAUGCAUGCAGAGAACAUUCCCUCCUUAUUCCUAACCGAAGCAUCAUAUCAAAGUUUAGUGCGAUCGACUUAAUCUGAGCCCAGACAGGCAGGCAGUAAACGGCAGUGAAAAGAAGCAUAAUCACAUUCUAACAAGGGGAAAACGUGUGCUUGGCUCUACAUUUCUUGGCGUGUCUACAUGAAAAGAGGAGAAGGAGACGCCAAGAGGGUCUUGGCAGUCUGGGGCCAAGCUUGACAAGAAAUGGAGAAUAUUGUCUUGGCUAAAUGUCUCGGCGAAGAAAAUAAGGACAAACAAGAGUGAAAUGGGAGAGACGCCGGGCCUGGGCAGAUGGGCGGAAAGCUUGGUUGUGUGGGAGUCUGGCUUGGCUGAUGGCAUGAGGUUACCUAGGAACUGUACCGGGUGAGAGAAGGGUUCCCUGAGUCAGGUCAGUUGUUGGUCAACUUAUGUGUUUGCUAGAGUCUGGUAUGUUUUGGACGCCUCGCUCCCUAUUGUUAGCAUUAUGUAUUAUCAGAGUUGCGUGCUUU